AUAAAUAUCAUGACUGUCAUAACUUGUGUUCUUAUUUCUUCGGUCGUCUUGAUUGUCAUAACAUGCAUUUCACCAUCAUGGCACGACCUGUACUGAGAGACACGCUAUUUUUGCUGGGGUUAUUGAUCUGCAUCGCUGGGGUUCGAACUGUGGAAGUCGACGAUGAGGAACAAUUUUCGUACAUAAAGGGCGACUCGAGGGGGCCAGAACACUGGGGAGAUCUGGUUGAUGAAUGGGCCAUCUGUGGAAAUGGGCGCCAGCAAUCUCCCAUUGCUUUGGUGAAGAGCCAGGCUGUAAUCUCACCUGAUCUCGGUGAACUGCAAAGGAUUUAUCACCCUGGAAAAGCAAUCCUUGAGAACAGGGGCCAUGAUAUUAGGGUGAGGUGGCCUAGAGGCGGUGGUAGUCUUGUGAUAAAUGGGAGAAACUAUAUACUUAAGCAAACCCGUUGGCACUCCCCAGCCGAGCAUUCCGUAGAUGGCAUAAUUUACCCUCUGGAGUUUCAAAUGGAGCAUCAAACAGAGGACAAUAGCUCUGCUGUUGUUUCCAUGCUUUACAGUUAUGGAAAACCUAAUACCUUUCUUACAAAGGUAGUAGCUAAACUUCCUCUUAUUUCUGAUAAGGAGCCUCCAAAAGAACCUUUGGGUUUGGUUGAUCCCUUCGAGAUUAUAGUGCCUGAUAAGGAAUAUUAUCGCUACAGUGGGUCUUUAUCCACUCCAAUUUGUAGAGAGGGAGUCAUUUGGAGCGUCCUUGAGAAGAUAAGUACUGCAUCGGAAGAACAAGUCAAAGCUUUGCAAAACGCCAUACAUGAUGAAUACAAAUUGAAUGCACGACCCGUCCAACCAACAAAUGGAAGAAUUGUGAAAAUUUACAUUCCUUAGCAUAGUCCUCAAUUAUAUUGAGUGGGUGCAAGAACAACAGAAACUGUUUUAAUAUCAUGUUUUAUUUUAUAUAUCUUAAUAUUUAAAAUAUUUUAACA
Messenger RNA from Cryptomeria japonica (Japanese cedar), 976 nucleotides. Its product is annotated as alpha carbonic anhydrase 7. Gene Ontology annotation, molecular function: carbonate dehydratase activity; zinc ion binding. The record is from RefSeq and is a predicted model, not a curated record. The coding region runs from base 63 to 878 and encodes 271 amino acids. Lineage: Eukaryota; Viridiplantae; Streptophyta; Pinopsida; Cupressales; Cupressaceae. The transcript is spliced from 7 exons.